Molecule: messenger RNA, 491 nt
Organism: Rhagoletis zephyria (snowberry fruit fly)
Lineage: Eukaryota; Metazoa; Arthropoda; Insecta; Diptera; Tephritidae
Product: cytochrome c oxidase assembly factor 6 homolog
Biological process (GO): mitochondrial ATP synthesis coupled electron transport; respiratory chain complex IV assembly
Cellular component (GO): mitochondrion
Source: RefSeq, a predicted model, not a curated record
UGACAGUUGCUAGGUUAUGUCACUGCCGAUUGCGUUUUUUUGGGUUCCCAGUGUUUUUCAUAAGAUUUCACAAAAUUUUCUAUACAGAUUAUAGUUAAGGACAGGAAAAUUGUGCAAAUGAGUUUUCCCACCAAAGAAGAGCGUGCGCAUUGCUGGGCGUCGCGUGACGAAUAUUGGCGGUGCCUCGACGAAUAUGCACCCAAACACAGCUCGACAAGUGGUGAGAAGGUGCCGGAUGCUUGUCAGAAACUGCGCAAAGUCUUCGUAGGAUCGUGCCCACGGCAAUGGGUAAAACACUUUGACCGCAAACGCACAUAUGAACAAUUUAAGGAACGCAUGGAAAAGGGCUUUGAUCCGCUUGAAGAGAAGCUCAAAGCAACGACACAAACCAAGUCUUAGUUCAUAGUCGGAUUUUGUUAUUUUAUUGUUUUUGCUAAUGUUAAACUAAAUAAAAGUUGUGACUUAAACUACUUACAAAAAUUGCAUAGUUU